UUGUCUAUUUAUGUCUUUUGUCUCCUAUGGAGUUCCUGAAACUUACAGGGCACACUAAAACCCACUCGACCGUUUCUUCUCCUCCCCCAACUCCGUUUUUCAUUUCCUGCAAUUCUCCAAAUUUGCAUUUGCUUCUAUGAAACACAAGCAGACUCAAAGUUUCAAACUUUGAAAGGUUGAAGUGAAAAAACCAAAGCAUGUUUUACUCACAGUGUCUCUUAUCAAGAAAAGGGCGUUUAGGCUCCAUAUGGGUUGCUGCCUAUUGUUUCAAAAAGCUCAAGAAGGCCCAGGUCGCUGAAACUGACAUUUCAGCCUCUGUUGAUAAAAUUUUGAAGGAUGAUUGGGAUGUCAUCGCAUAUAGGGUACUAGCCUACCUUCUUCUUGGUGUUGUUCGAAUAUACUCAAAAAAAGUUGAAUACCUUUUUGAUGACUGCCACGAAGUGCUAACUGAAAUCAACAAGUUUGUUGUUAGCACAAAAGAGAAGGGAGACACAGAUACAUUUUGUGCGCCUUAUGACUCUGUUACCCUACCAGAGAGGUUUGAACUUGAUGCAUUUGAUUUGGGACUUCCUGAAGAUGUCAGUGGAGGAAAUGAAGUAUCCUACGAAGCUAUCACACUUAAAGAUUGUCCAAAGGGAAAUGUAGGACAAUUUUCAUCAGAUAUGUAUGAUUACGAGGAAUUUGGUCCCUGCCGUGGUAUCUUUUCUGCCAAUUACAUUCCAGGCAGAGAGUAUGUUUCUGUGGAUCCUGAAAACUUUGUACUUUCAUAUGACGGGAUGGAAUUGGAUAUGGAGUUAAGGACGUCGAGGAGUGGAGCUAACCCAGAAGUAAACAUGGAGAAUCCUCAAGAGAGUAGGUUCUCUCAAGUAGAAACUAAUGGAGAACAGAUAAAGGUUCCGGAUAUAGCAUUGUCUGAAGGUGGGACUCUAGGAGAAGCAAGGCAGGAAAAGCUUCCAGACCUUAGGUCUGAGGAAAAAGGUCUGAACCAUGAAACAUUUUUUGGCAUUGAAGAAGAGCCCCUAAACCAAGUUGAACCAUUUGGUGAAGAUCACGAAAUUAAUGGGGAGCAAAUAAAGGCUCCUGCUGUAGUCCAGUCUGUUGAUGGAAUUCAAGAAGAGGCAAGCCUGGAACCUUCCUGUCAUGUUACAUCAUCUGGUGAAGAUCACCACAUUAUUCGAGAGGAGAUUAUCAUGCAAUCAGAAAAUCAAAUGUGUCCAGUUACAAGAGAAGACCACAAUCUAAGCAACUUGGAAGCUGACAGGGGAAACCUGAAAAGUUGUACACCUGCUCUAGAAGAGAACAUGGACCUUGAUAAGUCUUGUGACUUAAAGAAACCUGAAAAACCUGUUUGUUCAUAUGGGGAAGAGAAUCAUAAGGAUGGAGAGCCGACAAAGUUACAGGACACGAUUCCACCAGAUAAUGUGAAUUGUCAAAUUACUGCUGGAAAAGAUUCAGAGGCUUUAGUUGUUACUACACCAAAGUUAAGGAGGGUUAUUCCCACACCAGCUAUGAGGAAGGCUACUCAAAUCUCCAGGAAAAGGAAAAAGAAAUGUACCUUUGAUGAAAUGGUAGUGCUGCCUAAUACGGUAAUCAAGCGAAGCAUAAAUGAUGCGAGUGACUUGGUUUCAAAAAGAAGAAAGGUUCCUGAAACUGCCCUUGCUGCCUGGAAAACCUGUCAGCUUAGAAACCUAUCCCGGAAUUUCUUGGAACCAUUGAUACCUAGUGUUUCAGAGGAGCUUAGGUCGCUCUUCCACAAAAGCAUAAUAGAAUCUGCUGAAACUGUUGAACCUCCAGAAAAGCUAGAUGUGUUAGAACCUCCAAGUACUGGUAGACCAGAGCAAGUAGAAACUUCACCAGGGCCACCUGUCCUUGAGCAAAUAGAAAUUGAGCCUGGAACCCCUAUCCUUGAGAAAAUAGAAAUUGCACCAGGAACGCCUGUCCUUCACUCAACAUCAAUGAAAUCAUUCAAUAGUCCAAAGAGCCCCGAAGCUCGUGAUAUGGAUAUGGUGAUACCUGAGCCAUCCGGAAGGAUAGAGGAAGAGCCAUCUAUGGGAAAUGAACAAGCUUACCCAUCUGAAAGUGUAGAAGUACCAUCUUUGGACAAGGUUCAAGAGCAUGAUUUCAAUUUAUUGAAUGAGGAACCUGAUUUAUGUGAGGGAGUUAACCCUGAACUGGAUGGGUGGUCAAAGAGAACCAGAGUGGUUGCAAGGUACUUGCAUAGAGAAUUCACAAAUUGUAAAAAUCGAGGAGAGGAGGAAGUGAACUUGUUGCAGGUUUCAGAAGGAAAAACCAAGAAAGAAAGUGCAAGGUUGUUCUAUGAGACACUGGUGUUGAGAACUAAUGGGUAUGUGGAUGUGAAGCAAGAUGAAGCCUAUGGUGACAUUCUACUCCGUAAGCUCCACAAAUGGGAUCAAACAUGGGAAGACGAUACGGUCAACAGAGACAGCUUCGAACCUAUGGAUUCAUGUGCAUAGCUAACAGGAAAUCAGGAAUCCUGUAUACAUUUUGUAUGCCAGAAUGCCAUCAUACUGUAGUAGCUUUCGGUUUAGGAAUGAUACAGUUCUGGUUGUAGUAUAGGAUGAGAUCGAAGGGAAAGAUGAUGAGAGACCAUGGUUGGCUCUGAGAAGCGGUACUGCUACAGCUUUGAUCAUGUUUCCAGAACUGGUAUUUUAUUAUAUGAACGAAGAUGACAAUAUUUAGGCCA
This is a messenger RNA of Rosa chinensis, 2704 nucleotides long. Its product is annotated as sister chromatid cohesion 1 protein 2. Gene Ontology annotation, biological process: mitotic sister chromatid cohesion; synaptonemal complex assembly; replication-born double-strand break repair via sister chromatid exchange. Gene Ontology annotation, cellular component: synaptonemal complex; cohesin complex. The record is from RefSeq and is a predicted model, not a curated record. Lineage: Eukaryota; Viridiplantae; Streptophyta; Magnoliopsida; Rosales; Rosaceae. The transcript is spliced from 13 exons. The coding region runs from base 198 to 2474 and encodes 758 amino acids. Gene Ontology annotation, molecular function: protein binding; chromatin binding.